Babesia ovata is the source of this 696-nucleotide messenger RNA. RefSeq lists its product as uncharacterized. The record is from RefSeq and is a predicted model, not a curated record. The transcript has a single exon. The coding region runs from base 1 to 696 and encodes 231 amino acids. NCBI's taxonomy places the organism in Eukaryota, Apicomplexa, Aconoidasida, Piroplasmida, Babesiidae.
AUGGUACGCCAACCGAAGAAGCUGACGGACUGUCCGGAAAAUCUCCGGGAGUCCAUUGACUGGCUGAUCCAGGUUAAGCAUGGGAAUGGUAAUGGCAAGGGCCUUGAUGAGUUGGCCAAAGCUUUGAAAAAGCUGAUUGGUGAGGCUAUUCAGAGCGCUACUGAUAGUCUGAUAAAUAGGGAAACUGAACUUAAAUGCGGUGAUAAAUAUUCUACUGAGCAUCACAACAAGCAUUGUGAGAAACUUCAAAAGGAAAUUGAAAAAGAAAAAGAAUCUAAAGACGAAGAUAAAAUAUCUAAGGCUAAAUCCAACUACAAUAACCAUUAUAAUGAAGUUCAUUACCUUACUGAGGAUGCCAGGGGGAAAGCCUUGGGGGAUAUUGAGGAGAGGCAGAAGACACUUAAGGAUCUUCAAGGUAAGCUUGAAGGUUUCAUUGGAAAAGAGAAGGAUAAUCCUGCAACAGAAAUACUAAAAAACCUCACUGACGGUUUAGAAAAGUUCCUAGGCUUCAAUCCAUCUUCCAAAGGCUACGAUGGCUCCGGCAUCGUGUACUCUGACCUUGACAGGCUCUGCGACGGGGUGAUGGCGUUUUUGCACGGGGUGCUCAGUGGAGUGAAGGAUGAUGAUGCUGUCAAUUUAUUGAUCUUUUCCAUGCCCUUUUAUACUUGUUUCUUUUCUCCAAUCCUUAUCAGUUAG